AUGGAUAAUUGGUUUACAAGUUAUGGAUUUAGAGUUAAUCUCUUGGAGAAAUAUAGAUUAACAUUUGUUGACCCUUUCAGAAAGAACAAGAUAGAACUUCCCCCUCAGUUUGUUGCCACAAGAGGCAGAACUGAAUAUACAAGCUUGUUUGGUUUCCAGAAGGAUGUUACACUGACCCCAUAUGUUCCCACGAAAAGUAAAAAUGUCGUCCUAUGGAGUACAAUGCAUCAUGAUGCUGCAAUUGAUGUAAGUACGAAAGAAAAAAGAAAACCAGAGAUUAGAACCUUCUACAACAUUACUAAAGGAAGGGUAGGCCCCGUGGUGGAUCAAUUGUGUUCCAUGUACGAUGUUUCCAGAAAUACUCGAUGUUGGCCACUUACAGUUUUCUUCACCAUACUCAAUGUUGCAGGAAUAAAUGUAUACAAUAUGUUCAUGGCAAACCCUCAAACAGCUAUCAGGGUCUGA
This is a messenger RNA of Octopus sinensis (East Asian common octopus), 465 nucleotides long. RefSeq lists its product as uncharacterized. The record is from RefSeq and is a predicted model, not a curated record. The coding region runs from base 1 to 465 and encodes 154 amino acids. NCBI's taxonomy places the organism in Eukaryota, Metazoa, Mollusca, Cephalopoda, Octopoda, Octopodidae. The transcript has a single exon.